Filobasidium floriforme is the source of this 843-nucleotide messenger RNA. RefSeq lists its product as uncharacterized. The coding region runs from base 1 to 843 and encodes 280 amino acids. The transcript has 3 exons. NCBI's taxonomy places the organism in Eukaryota, Fungi, Basidiomycota, Tremellomycetes, Filobasidiales, Filobasidiaceae. The record is from RefSeq and is a predicted model, not a curated record.
AUGUUGUAUCGACCGGUGCUUCAUUAUCGACAAAGCCAACAGAUCAACAGAUCGCUCAGCCUGGCUUUCAUGUCUGAAAUAGGAGGACUGCUGGAUGCUCGCUUGCACUCAGAGCACUCCGUCCGAGUUGCUUUCUUCACGAACUACCGACAGCUCCGAGACACAAUUGCUGUGCUUUUACACACUACUCGCAUAAGCUUCGCUAUGGAUCCGGAACCAUCUACCGCUUCGCUUCUCGAACCCUCUAGUGAGAUGACCCUUCUGCACUCUAGGUCCGACCCUCCGAACUCCAGCGGGAUUACCGCGACAUCCGUGAGAACCCACGGCGAUGCGAGUACCGUUGACUAUCACGAUCAAGCUGCUCGUGCUCGAGGGGUUGCCGAGAUCUCCAGAACUUUAGCAGCGGGUAUAAGAGAUCUGGUUUCUCAGAAAGAAUUCAUCGAUAUACGCUGGGGUUACAGGGGUGAACUAGACGAGGGAGUGAAGCGGUUGGUUAUAUACGUCAGUUCUGGGCUCCAGGACAUACAGUGGGUAGUGAGGCUUCCCGACUUCAGUCUUCGAGUGCACGACUUUGAAGCUACACAGCUAGCAUCUCUGGGAGGAGCUCGGUUGAGUGAGCUGUCCAAAGCAAUCUCGGACUUGGGAAACCUUGAAAGCAGACAAAUCAACUCCCUAGAGGUAUACUCAGACUUACGUGGAAAGGUCCUGAGGCUUGCCGAACAAGUCGGAGAGAUUCUGAGAAGAGACCCGGUCCGGAACGCAGAGCUAGACCUCCGCGAAGGGGCGAUCGUUGUGUCGCGUCAAGUCAUUGAUAAAGUGGUCAAGGAUCUUGCCCUCAGCUAA